CUCAAGCAACUCUUUCUUCAUAUGUAGGGGUUUUACAUUGGUUGCGCUCAACAUGCUUUACAGACUCCUCUUUGGAUUUGCACUUCCUUUUGUCCUACAAUCCUCCUUAGUGUUGAGCAAUCCAUCAGGGGUGAGGGUUGGCUUUUACAAAUACACAUGUCCGAAUGCAGAGGUCAUUAUACGUGAUGAGAUGACCAAGAUCAUCUCUGGUGUCCCAAGCCUUGCUGGCCCACUGCUUCGCAUGCACUUCCAUGACUGCUUUGUGAAUGGUUGUGAUGGUUCUAUUCUGCUGAAUAGCACACCAGGAUCACCAUCUGAAAAGGAAUCAAUACCGAACCUCACCCUCCGGGGCUUUGGUACAAUUGACCUUGUCAAGUCUAAGCUAGAGCAAGCCUGCCCUGGGGUGGUCUCCUGCGCUGAUAUCCUAGCUCUUGUAGCAAGGGAUGUUGUACUACUGACCAAAGGGCCUCAUUGGGAUGUUCCAACUGGGCGGAGAGACGGAAUGAGAUCGGCGAAGGAAGAUGCUUUGAACAAUCUGCCUCCACCCUUUUUUGAUGCCACUCAAAACCUGAAUCAGUUCUUCAUUCCUAAGGGCCUUGAUGCAAAGGAUCAGGUGGUUCUGCUAGGGGGGCACACCCUUGGGACCUCCCACUGCUCUUCGUUCUCGGACCGGCUGUACAACUUCAGCGGCACGCACAUGGCCGACCCAAUGCUGGACAAGCAGUACACCCGGCGCCUGAAAACCAAGUGCAAGCCCAACGACACGACGACGCUGGUGGAGAUGGACCCUGGGAGCUUCAGGACGUUUGACACGAGCUACUACCGUGUCAUUGCCAAGGGCAGGGCGCUCUUCACCUCUGACGAGACGCUCAUGCUCGACCCUUUCACCAGGGACUACGUGCUGCGGCAGGCGGGCGUCGCCGGCUACCCAGCUGAGUUCUUCGCAGACUUCGCGGCGUCCAUGGUGAAGAUGGGGAACAUGCAGGUGCUCACCGGCGCACAGGGGGAGAUCAGGAAGCACUGCGCCUUUGUGAAUAAGAUGCACAUAUUAUAGCUCGGUUUACGUGAUAAUUACUUGCCUUAGUGGUUGGUUUCUGGACAUGUAGAAUUACUGUGGUUGUGUUUAAGUACAUUGUGUGCACCAUGUCUUCCUUCAUCAUUUGUAUUGUUAUCUUGAUGUCUUCAAAUAAAUAAACUGUUUGCUUGGCUCAA
This is a messenger RNA of Brachypodium distachyon (stiff brome), 1212 nucleotides long. RefSeq names its product peroxidase 1. The coding region runs from base 53 to 1054 and encodes 333 amino acids. Gene Ontology annotation, cellular component: plant-type cell wall; plasmodesma. The record is from RefSeq and is a predicted model, not a curated record. The transcript has 4 exons. Gene Ontology annotation, biological process: hydrogen peroxide catabolic process; response to oxidative stress. Gene Ontology annotation, molecular function: heme binding; peroxidase activity. Lineage: Eukaryota; Viridiplantae; Streptophyta; Magnoliopsida; Poales; Poaceae.